Messenger RNA from Neospora caninum, 315 nucleotides. RefSeq lists its product as hypothetical. Gene Ontology annotation, cellular component: respiratory chain complex IV; mitochondrion. The coding region runs from base 1 to 315 and encodes 104 amino acids. The transcript has 4 exons. Lineage: Eukaryota; Apicomplexa; Conoidasida; Eucoccidiorida; Sarcocystidae. The record is from RefSeq and is a predicted model, not a curated record.
AUGACGGACCAAAACGCAAACCCGGCGCUCAAAUUCCAGCGGAGUGUCGAGGAACUCACCUCGCAGAAUCCCCAUAAUGAUGACCCGCGCAACAUGCAGUUCAAUCAAAUGAACACCUGCAGCCUCCGGUAUGCGAUGUUUGCUCGAUGCGCAAAGGAGCUCGGCGAUGAAAAUACCCGCUGCAAGUACCAAUUCUAUCGGGCCCAGGUGGCGUGCCCCAUCGAGCAAAUAGAGUUGUGGGAGGACUACCGACAAAAAGGCACAUGCCACUUUGACCUGCUUCCCGAAUUCUCCACGCGACACAUGUGGCAGUAG